Messenger RNA from Salvelinus fontinalis (brook trout), 2598 nucleotides. RefSeq names its product tRNA selenocysteine 1-associated protein 1-like. Gene Ontology annotation, molecular function: tRNA binding. NCBI's taxonomy places the organism in Eukaryota, Metazoa, Chordata, Actinopteri, Salmoniformes, Salmonidae. The transcript has 7 exons. The coding region runs from base 106 to 702 and encodes 198 amino acids. The record is from RefSeq and is a predicted model, not a curated record. Gene Ontology annotation, biological process: selenocysteine incorporation. Gene Ontology annotation, cellular component: nucleus.
ACACCCCCAACCACCAGCCACAAAUCCUCUAGAUGGCAGUCUGUAGAUUUGCAACAGUGUGUUAUGAAGCUGCACUUACGUUGGUGAUCUGAAAUUGUAAACAAAAUGAGUUGCUUAUGGAUGGGUAAUCUAGAGCCUUACAUGGAUGAGAAGUUCAUCUCUCGUGCAUUCGCCACCAUGGGAGAGCUUGUGGUGGGGGUGAGAAUCAUCCGGAACAAAAUGAACUGGGGUGCGGCAGGCUAUUGCUUUGUUGAGCUGGCGGACGAGGCCACUGCUGAGAGGUGUCUCAGGAAAGUCAACGGGAAGCCUCUCCCUGGAGCCACACCGCCGAAGAGGUUCAAACUAAACCGUGCCACGUAUGGAAGACAAGGAGAGAGCAGAGGUGGUUACUCAGACAACAGGUACAAUCAGCCAUACUCAUACAACAACCAGUACUACCAACAGUACCCUGACUACUACUCCAACUGGGGCUAUGAGCAGAACACAGGCAGCUACGGAGGUUACAACUACAACCACUAUGACUAUAGCAACCAGGGUUAUGGGGAGACUGAAGAUGAUGGGCUGGAGUACCCAAUGGUGGUACUGGAUGUGGUGGCAGCCAACAGGCAGUACAUGGAGGAGAGUGAGGAGCUGUAUGAUGCCCUCAUAGACUGCCACUGGCCUGCCCUGGAGCCUCCUGCUGCUGCACCAUCCAAGGCAUAGUAGAGCUAGCAGACCCCCUGGUCGACAGACAGCAACAGUCGGACUCUCUCAACCUCUUGAUGUGGAUUGUUUGGAACAGCCCAGUGUGAAGGUUCAAAGGCAUCUCGUCCUGCCUGCCAAGAGUAGCUGGGCUUCAGUGUCUCGUACACUUGCUGCAAUGGGCUAAGCUAAGCGAACAGACCACAGUGUAUGAUUCGUGUGAACCCAGCUCCAGUGACUGAAAGGAUGCCCCCCCCAUGUUUGAAUUUUUAUUGCUCACCCCCACUAAUUUCUUUGGGGUUAUUGGGCACUGGUUUGGUUCCAUUUGCCCAAUGAACAGGUUUGUUUCGGUGCUUGAUGUCUUUGUAAUCAUAUCUUCAAGGACUGCGGUGCUAGUUUGAGCCUGUCUUUUCCCUCCCUCACAUAGCUACCCUUUUCAUAUUUAUUGUCCACACUGGAAAAUAGAAUAAGAUUGAAAUAUAAUCCCUAUUCGACACCCUAUUGAUUAUCUAUCUAGGGUCACUUGCUUCUUAUUGUGGAGUGGAAGACUGUGUAGUAGGUGUUUUAAACCUUUCUCCUCCAUGUUAUAAUUUGAAAGCUGUGGUACAGACAGAAUUGUUGAUUCUGCUUUAUGUAAAUAUUCAUCAACAGAAGACAAUGUGGAGGCGCGUGUAUUCACUUUAUAAUAACUUACAUGAAUAAUACAUUAUAAAUGCGUAAUAAAUUAAUAUAAAUGCUUUCAAAAUAUAUAUAUAUAUAUAAUGAAAUACUUUAAAUAGGUUAUGAAUCCUUAUUAUUCAGAGUUAUUAUAAAGUGUAACUGUUUCAUCAAUGUCAAAUGUGAUGUCCUGUAUAGCAGGAUAUGAUGGUAUUCUUUAUGGCUAGUCUAUAGAUCACCUCAUGUUACUGUAGUAGAAAUACAGUAUCAGAUCAGCUUGUUCAGUGUUAAUUAGCUCCGAGACCACAUGCUGACUGCAGCAAAUAAUAUCAGUAUCUACAAGCUCAAAUCACCAGUGUUCAUAUUUCUUGCUUUUGACGAUAAAUACUUGUGACAUUGAUGCUCUAAGACCGACAUGUAUUAAAAUGUGGCCCUAAAAUAAUCUGUUACUCUAUUUGAAAAGAUUAACUACAAACCUGCUCCUGUAAUAAGAGUAGAGAAGCACAAAAACUAUGAUAUAUGUUUUUGCUCCAUGCACUUGAAAAUCCAUAUUUUACUAGUUUAAAUUCACCAGAUGCCCAGUAAUUAAUUGAGGGGAAAGUAGUCCUUCCUAGAAUCCUCAAUUAUAGGCUGGAAUCAGAAUCCUGAAACAAUAGUAAAACAGCCAUUCAGUUUGCAUCUGGCUACCUCAAUCAUUCCACACACCCAGCACCAGAGUAGGUGUUUUAAACCUUUCUCCUCCAUGUUAUAAUUUGAAAGCUGUGGUACAGACAGAAUUGUUGAUUCUGCUUUAUGUAAAUAUUCAUCAACAGAAGACAAUGUGGAGGCGCGUGUAUUCACUUUAUAAUAACUUACAUGAAUAAUACAUUAUAAAUGCGUAAUAAAUUAAUAUAAAUGCUUUCAAAAUAUAUAUAUAUAUAUAAUGAAAUACUUUAAAUAGGUUAUGAAUCCUUAUUAUUCAGAGUUAUUAUAAAGUGUAACUGUUUCAUCAAUGUCAAAUGUGAUGUCCUGUAUAGCAGGAUAUGAUGGUAUUCUUUAUGGCUAGUCUAUAGAUCACCUCAUGUUACUGUAGUAGAAAUACAGUAUCAGAUCAGCUUGUUCAGUGUUAAUUAGCUCCGAGACCACAUGCUGACUGCAGCAAAUAAUAUCAGUAUCUACAAGCUCAAAUCACCAGUGUUCAUAUUUCUUGCUUUUGACGAUAAAUACUUGUGACAUUGAUGCUCUAAGACCGACAUGUAUUAAAAUGUGGCCCUAAAAUAA